Messenger RNA from Phytomonas sp. EM1, 1932 nucleotides. The record is from the annotation of a GenBank genome assembly. NCBI's taxonomy places the organism in Eukaryota, Euglenozoa, Kinetoplastea, Trypanosomatida, Trypanosomatidae.
AUGCCUAUCAAACAUGCUAAAUGUGCUUCCCUUGCCUUUUCAGGCUUUGUUGGUGGCGUAAUUAUCGGUGCCCUCACAUCAAGUCAAUGCUAUCAAUUCUUAUACCCGAGUCACAAUUGCAAUUACUACGAUCCUAAUUAUAGAAAUGAUUGCGAUAUGGAUGUUGCCUCACGCCAAACACUUCGCAGCCUUUUUUCUUGUUCUUCGUCACUUUGCUAUUUACUUUCACCAUCAGUCAGUGGUGCCGAGGCCCAAGAACAACCCUUUCUUUCGAGCCGUUCUUCCUACUCAGAGAGAAAAAUUCCAAAAGAUUCAAAGUCACGCUUUUUAAAAUAUGCUCGACGAGAUGAGGAAACUGGCGAGUAUGUCCAGUAUUUAAAUGACUUUAUAGCGUGCAUGUUGCUGAUGGAGCCAUUAUCCCAGAGCGAUGCAACUUUGUCUCACUCGAACCGCUAUGAUGCGGAUCCAAAGGAGAAGCGUAAUGCAACUCAAACUCUAUCAGACUCAGCUGCAUCUCUCCAGCAAUUUCCACAUAUCGCGCAGACCAGAAUGAAGAACUUCUUUACUACAGUGGAUCUGGAUCAUAAUGGCAAGAUUAACUACGCCGAAUUUGUCAUGCUCUUUACCAUGCUGUCGACGCGGCAUUCCACAUUGCAUCGCGCGUUUCGCUUAUUUGACGAACACAACAACGGGCGACUCAACACGCCAGAAUUAGCACUAUUACUUAACACUAUCAUGGUUGAUCCUGCUGUACAGAUAAGAAACGCAAAAAGAGUCGGUGAUCGGCAAGGGGCUCAGAAGUCUCUCAUUAGUAGUAGUAUAACCCCGACGGGAAUCAGUUCAAGGGAAGCCAACAAACAGGAGGGUGAUGUAGGGCAAUUUGGCCUACAAGUGGAUAGCCCUUCCGGUCGCACAUCCGUUUUUCCGUCGUCGUUCUCCUUUGGAGGGAUCUUCUCCAACAGAAACGAAGAAGCGUUCAAAUUUCUUCCUUCCUUUCCCGCAGGGCCCUCUCGGAGCAAAAACUUAAGCCUCAACUUGCCCUUUUCUUCGGUUGAGAGGAUUGUCUUCGCGCCUUUAUCACGCCACGGACUGGCGCCGCCAGGGUCUGCUCAUCACAAGCCCACCUCCAAGGAAAAGAACUAUCUCAAGGGUCUUGAGGAACUCGUGCGAAUGGAUGCCGAGAAAAGACUCCUCUCGUUUGAUUCCUUCUGGUAUCGUGUGGACUUUCUGAGGUCGGAGCUGCGUGCGAUCGAGUUUGGGAUUUUUGACCCUGAAAACACAGGGUUCAUCCACAGCGAUGAUUUCCAAAAGAUUUUGACACACCAGGUGGAGUUCCGGUCCAUGACAUCAGCGAAGAAGACAGUGUCCGAAAUGGGCAACAAACUCUCUACCAACCCUGAGUCCUCCUCCAGUGAUGCUGGGAAUGGCCCCCUCCCAAAGGUUUCAUGGCAGCUCUACCAGACGAUAUUCGAGAUUAUGCAAGAAUCCGACGCGGUAUCGCACGCUCUUCAACUCACGCUGGAUGCGGAGCCACCCGCGCUGCCGUCUCAGCUCGUUGCGGGCGCGAUUCCGGAGUCCAAGUGGGGGGAAGUUCAUGACCAGAUUAAGCAGCUCACAAGUGAGCUCUACACAGCCAAUGCUAAACAUGCCAAGGCGACCUUGAAAAAACUUGUGCGGCCGACCGGGCUGACGCCCUCACAGUUUAAUCAGGCGCUCCGCUCGUGCGACGACAUACCAAAUAUUACUCCUGAAGAGAGUGAGAUGUUAUUUCAUCUCUUCGAUGUCGAUCACUCAGGAACCAUCACACCCCUGGAGUUUUCGCGUCUGUGUGAAGCGAAGCAAACGUUUUUCGCACCUUAUGUGCCCCGCUUUACUGAAUCUAAACGGAAUAAAAUCCAGCAGUUCUUUCACUGCAUGCAACAACUCGAAUGA